Photinus pyralis (common eastern firefly) is the source of this 4339-nucleotide messenger RNA. Its product is annotated as tyrosine-protein phosphatase non-receptor type 13-like. Bases 471 to 3629 code for a protein of 1052 amino acids. NCBI's taxonomy places the organism in Eukaryota, Metazoa, Arthropoda, Insecta, Coleoptera, Lampyridae. Gene Ontology annotation, molecular function: protein binding. The record is from RefSeq and is a predicted model, not a curated record. The transcript is spliced from 9 exons.
AAUAUUUUCGCGUAGGGAAGACGGCAGAUUUACAUUAUAUUAAUCAGUUGAUUUUGCAAAAUCGCUUGGUAUGUCCGGAUUAAUGUGUGCAUAAAGUGUGAGUAAAGUGAAUUAUAGAUGCCAUACCUACCUACCUAAUUAGAGGAGAGACAUAUACUGCAUAUCACACAUGUAUCUGCUUCACAUUUACUGAUAUGUCAAAACAAAUAUUAAGUAUAGGUAUACCUAACUUGUACUACUGUGGUAAAUAUGCAUUAUGCAAACGCCCCUACGACCUACGUUAUACCUACUUAUAUGUACCACCUACUUCAAUAUUUACUUGUGCUUAUAUCUACUUAAAGCUAAAAGGUGGUUUCAGUUUCAGUUGAUACCAAAUAAAAGAAUAACUACCUACGUCAAAAACCGUUCAAAUAAAAAAAUCGAAUUCUUAGCUUAAAGGUUCGUUGCAGUAUUUCAAAAACAAAUAAGCAAUGGGAACGUUAACACAGAACGGUUCGAACGCCUGCGAUGUUAUAUGUUUGCAAUUGAAGAAACCAAAAAGUUGGAAUUGGGAGCUCUCCACAUCUAAAUCUUCUCCCCAAAUAAUAUUACCUACAAUUAAAUUGUAUAAUUCAAAAGGGGAAUUAUUGUUAGAAGCUAAGGACCAUUCUCUGCAAAGGCGUAGUUGGAAUAGUUCUGACGUUGAUACAGAAGUAUCCAAAUUAAGACAAUUAAAAAAAUCAAAAAGUGACAUUUUUCAUAAUAGUUUUGUGAGCACCCGAAAGAGCAAGGUGCAAAGAAACGAUAAUAAUAAUGCGAUUUCACUCCAAAAGUGUUGCAGUGACUUUUCACAACAGCCCAUGGCAAAAGAUUCACUACGGAAAAGUCGAUCUGUUCGCGAUUUUCAUUGUCAACUAAAUGCUAGAGAUGAUGUCCUUUUUCGGAAGAUUCUUAAGCAGAAUGACGAAAGUGUAAAAAUGGCGACUAGUGGUAGUAGUGGAUCCCUGUCCAAUGAAGAACAAGGGAGAGUCCUGACGAAAGAACACAACGGCUAUAAACAUUUCCUGAACAAUAGUGGUGUUUUACCGGAAGUUAAUUGUUUGACUCACAAGAGGUAUAAAACACGUACGUGUAGUGCUGGAACUUUAAUUAUAGAGGAAAGUUUUAAAUAUGAAAAUCGAAGAAGACGUCAACGAGUAAAUCCAAAGACUAAGAUUAUUCAUGAAAAAGGCGAAGAUAAACAUCUUGGUUCGUUUUCUCAAAUUUUACACAAGCAUAACCGCGAAAAAUGUGCAUACGAUCUUAGUUCACCUGUGAGCGUGAAAAAAAAGCCUAUGUCUAGAUCCAAGUAUUUAGUAAAUGAGCUUGGAACUCCAUACAGUAAUGCAACUGUAGGAAAAGGAAGAGAUUGUGUAUUAGAUUUGCGUGGAGGUAAGUCUUUAAUAGGACAGACUUCAAAUCACAGUAACCAACGCAAAGUAGACGACGCGAACUACAAGCGUCGCCUUUGGGUCGACCAUGAUAUUAGAAUGGGAGCCAACGUAAGUAGGCAUUCCUCCAAAGGUUUGCAUGGUAGAAGAUCGCAAUCAAGUGGUAGUAUUUGUAAUUCAAAAGAUCGUCAUGCUUCUUCGGAUAACAAGAUGUGCGGUAGCCUUCCCAGUUAUUUAGAUGAUCGCAAUUCCCACUCGUGCAAUAAUAAUCAUCAUGAUUGCGAAAACUCGCAGUUACAUGGUGUGGAACGCAUACCAUCAUUAGGAAAUGCGGCUCCUUUGCAUUGGAAAUUUUCCGAUACUCAAGCUGUCCUGCAGUGCGACCAAGGAUACGGAUCCGAAAGAUCGCCCGAAGAGGAAUAUACAUCAGCAAUACAUGACGGAGCAUUCUUACAUUACAUGGAUUCUCAUACGUGUUAUCCUUUCAUAACACCAGAGAGCACCUUUAGUGUAGCCUUAACAAAAGGAUCAAGAGGUUUGGGUUUAAGUGUUUCUGGUGGGACUGAUAGUGGAAAUUCAUGGCCUGGUCUAAUUCGUAUCAAAAGACUGUUUCCUCAUCAACCUGCAGCGACAAGUGGCCUACUUAAUGUAGGAGAUUUGCUUUUAGAAGUAAAUGGAAUUACGCUUACCGGUUUAACAAAUUAUGAAGCUCUUGAAGUACUUCGUACCGCAUCUAGUCAAGUGGAAUUAACGGUCUGUAGGCCUCCACCAGAUGUUUUAAGUUGUGUAAGUCCUAUUUCUGAAGUUCCUCCCCCUCCCCCACGAAGGGAUCCGCCUAACAGUCUCAACCUUACACCACCUCCUUAUCAACCCACGCCCGAAGACGACCUGUAUCAUGGAGAGUUUGAGAUCACUCUUACAAAAAUACAUGGAUCAUUAGGAUUUACUUUACGUAAAGAAGAUGAGAGUGCUUUGGGUCAUUAUGUGAGAGCGUUGGUUCGGGAACCGGCUUUGUCAGAUGGACGAAUUCGUGCUGGCGAUAAAAUUAUUACAGUAAAUGAUGUAGAAAUUUCAUCAAUGACUCAUGAACAAGCUGUACAGUAUUUGAGACAAGCCGGAGAUGUAGUCAUAUUAAGACUUUAUCGAGAUCCAGUCCAAACACCAUUAUCAACAUUAUCUCCAUCAGAGGUUACACCAAGAAAUUCUCUAAUUCGAAAGCCAAAUCUCAGGCCAGAGGCGCUAGAUAUGUUAAACGAUAUUGCCAUGCGUAAGACAAGUAAUCAAGAUACCUAUCUACAUUCCACUUCGCCUAAUACCUCGCCCCGACGUUUACGUAGGCAACCUUAUUCAUCAGAAUCCUCACAGGCAACUGACACAUCUGCCAAGUAUCUUAUUUCUGAUGAACAGUUUCACGAAGGUUUAUUUAAGAAACCCUCUCUGGCAUUAGACGAUGAAGCAGAUCUUUAUAAUUCUUUGUUUUCUGUAGACUCCGAUGAUUGUGAUAGACCGUCUCGUCCAAGUUCUUUAGAUUUAUGUAACUCAAAAGGAACACCAGUUAUAACUAGAAAACCAAAAUUUAAUUUUUCACUUGCUCAUAAUGCCUACGAACUCAACAAUUUAGACCCAGAAAUACUGGAUGCCCCUAAUCUCAGUUACAAUUUAGGAAAAGACGACAUAAAUAAUUUGGAAGCAGAAUGUAGCGAUACUUUUCCACAACAACCAGUUAGUAUGCCACAUAUUCCUUCCGAUAGUCCCGAGUUUAGUUAUAAAAAUCCAGCUUAUCAAUCUGCUCAUCCACCGUGUGGUAAUGAAAAUUUCGCAACCGAAAAAGUUGUCGAUGGAAACAGUAUUAAAAAAUGGAAAGGUAUUGUAUUCAAUGUAGAUGAGAAUAAAGGUCAUGCUACCGAGAAUGGUGAAAUCGAGAGUGAAUAUGUGAUAUUGUCGAUUGAGCUAAAUCGUGGGUGGAAUAGCAGGUUGGGAUUCAGUUUACAAGGAGCUGCAUGUUAUACGUAUGUUAGUGCUGUGCAUGGAGAUAGUGUCGCAGCAAAAGAUGGACGUUUAAAACCAGGAGAUCGCUUACUAAAGGUGAACGAUGAAUCCGUUGAAAAUAUGAGUACAAGUGAAAUUAUCGAUUUGCUUCGUAUUGUAAGAGGUCCAGUAUGUAUUGUAGUAGCAAGGUAUAAAUCAAACAAAGACUGUACGUACAAAAAGCAAUGUUAAAAAAUUAUAGUACAAGGAAUAUUCUAAGAGAGCGUUUUAUCAAACAAACUGGUUUGCAAUUUACUAGGAAAGUAACUUUUUAUGUUAUGAUAUUGUUUUUCUGCUAGUUGCAUAUUUUGUGAUAAUUUUGUAUACAUGAUGUGCACCAUGUGAGCACUCGUUUUUUUUAUUAAGUUCAUAAGAUGUACUUUGAUUAGAUUCCUAAUAUGUUACCUAUUUCCAUCAAUGAGAUGUUUCAUAGUCUCAAAAGUUUGGUAUUUUUUAACUAGUCUACACGAUUAAUGACCGUUCGCAUCGACAAAUUUAUGGCAACCAUUGUCGCAAUAGUCGUUGGAUUUUGAGCUAAGCCUCGCUUAAAUUUUGUCAGUGCAAACGGCCAUAAUUAUUUUUUAUCUUAAUUGUUAACUACUACUUAGCGAAUUGUCCAUACUCUACAACUUACAACAAUAUCAAGUUAUACAUAGGUUUGUUGUAAAUUUUAGGAGACACUUGUAGUGAUGCAAGCAAAUUCUGUGUUAAAGAAAUACCAUCAAUUUAGAAAAAAUUUAAAUGUAUGUUUGUUCUACAUAGUUACAAAUUUGCUUAUCUGUUAGACAAUUCAACUAUACUGUAAAUAAAAUAUUCUAAAACUAUGCCUAUAUACUAAAAGUAUUUUUAAGAUAAAUUAUGUACUUAGUGAUAUAUUGACUAUGUAAAAAAUUUCUCGUCUU